Messenger RNA from Salvelinus sp. IW2-2015, 1524 nucleotides. RefSeq lists its product as uncharacterized. Lineage: Eukaryota; Metazoa; Chordata; Actinopteri; Salmoniformes; Salmonidae. The record is from RefSeq and is a predicted model, not a curated record. The transcript has a single exon. The coding region runs from base 1 to 1524 and encodes 507 amino acids.
AUGCCCCAGUCUCCCAUUCCCAUCUCCCAUCCCAGCUCCCUCUCCACCCCAGCCUCCCAUCCCCAGUCCAGCCUAGUGCCCAUCCCCCAUCCCCAGCCUCCCAUUCCCAUCCCCAUCACCCCUCCCAAGGUUCCCCGUCUCCAUCCCCGUCUCACCACUCCCAUCUGCCUCCCCCAGUCUCCCAUCCCCGCCCCCAUCCGCCCCCAGCCAGCCCUCUCCCCAAUCCCCAGCUCCCAUCCCCAGCACCCUCACGCCACCUCGCCAUCCCCAAGUGCCUCCCAUCCCCAAGUCGCCUCCACCCCCAGUCUCCCCAGCUAUCCCGCCCCCACCCCACGCAACCCCAGUCCCAUCCCCAGCUCCUCCCCAGGCCAUCCCACUCCCAUCCGCCCAAGUCUCUCCCACCCAUCCCAGCCUGCCCACCUCAGCCAUCCAUCCCCAAGCCCAUCCCCUCCCAUCCCCAGCCUCCCAUCCCCAGUCUCCCCAUACUCUUCACCGCAUCCCUCCCAUCCUCCCAGUCCCCCCAUCCCCAAGUCUCCCAUCCCAAGCAUCCCAUCCCAUGGCCCAUCCCCAUCCCCCCCAUCCCUCCCCCAGUCUUCCCACGAUCCUCCCAGCCCUGCCCAAUGCCCUUCUCCAUUCCCCAGUCUCCCAUCCCAGCCUCCCAUCCCCCAACCUCCCCAUCCCAGCCUCCCAUCUCCAGCCUCCCAUACUCUCCAGCCUCCAUCCCCUCACGCUAUCCCCUCCCAAUCCCCAUCCCCAGCCCUCCAUCCACCUCCACGGCUCAUCCCCCACAUCCCUAUUCCCUCCCCCAUCCCCAGUCCACCAUCCCUUCAGCCUCCUCCCCAUCGCCAUGGCCCUCCAUUCCAUCCCAGCCUCCCUCCCAGCCCCCCAGAUCCCCAGACUCCCUCCAUCUCCCAGCAUCCCAUCACAAUCCCCAAGCCCUCCCAUCCCAGCUCUCCAUCCCACUCCCCAGCCUCAGCCCAAUCCCCAUACCCCAGCCCCCCUCACCUCUCAUCCCCAGCCAUCCCAGCCUCCCAUCUCCCAUCCUCCCAUCUCUCAGCGAUCCCCCAAUUCUCCCACCAUCCCCAGCUCUCCAUCCCCAGCUCCCAUCCCCAACGCCCUCUCCCAGCCAUACCCAUCCCAUCCCCAGUCCCCAUCCCCAGCCUCCUCCCAAUCCCACGCCUCCCAUCCCCAUCCCCAGCUUCCCAUCCCCAUCCCAUCAGCCCAUCCCAUCCCCAUCUCCCCAGUCACUCCCCCAAUGCCCUCCCAUCCCGCCUCCCGAUCCCCAUCCCCAGCCCCCCAUCCCUCAGUCCCCAUCCCACUCUCAGCCUCCCCGCAUCCCCAUUGCUCCAUCCCCAUCUCCCCAAGCCCCAUCCCAGCCUCCCAUCCCCAGCUCCCAUCCCCAGCCCCCAUCCCCAGCCUCCAUCCCCAGUCUCCCAUCCCCAGCCACCCAUCCCCAGCGCUCCCACCCCAGUCUCCAUCCCCAGCCCCAUCCCCAGCAUCAGUCCCAUAACGGACCAGCCCUGA